Macrobrachium nipponense is the source of this 771-nucleotide messenger RNA. RefSeq lists its product as uncharacterized. Lineage: Eukaryota; Metazoa; Arthropoda; Malacostraca; Decapoda; Palaemonidae. Bases 1 to 771 code for a protein of 256 amino acids. The record is from RefSeq and is a predicted model, not a curated record. The transcript has 2 exons.
AUGUGCAUGAACGGUGAGAGUGAGUGCCCUGAGAGGUAUAAGCGCUCCACAUCAGCGCUUCGUCAGGAGGGCCCUCUCACACUGUCCUCCUGGAAUGACACACACACCACAACCACCCUACCCAAUGGAGUUGAAAUAUUCAUUUAUGCAGAUGAUGUCUGCCUAGUCAGCACAGACAGACACAGAUCUCACCAGAACAUGCAGAGUGCAAUAAUACAAAUUGAAAAUAAAUGCAAAGACCUAGGUCUAAAAAUCAACACUGCUAAGACAAAAGCAAUGGCCAUCAAACACAGUCUAGACCCAGAUGAAAUAGAGCUCAUGGGUGAACCCAUUGAAUGGGUAGACAAUUUUGUGUACCUAGGAGUUAACAUAAACAAGCAACUCUCCCCACGCAAAGACUUGAAAAUACUCAAGCAGAAAGUCAAAUGCAGACACAAUGCCAUGAGGAGGAUCACCUCUCUACAACAGGGAGCAUAUAUCACGCCCUCAGAACCUUCUAUACAAACAAUAAGGUCAACGGUUGAGUAUGCCGCACCUGUUCUCACCAGUCUCUCAAGCACAGAGCAAAAGUGCCUUGAAGUAAUUCAAAACAAUGCCCUGAGACUCAUCACAGGUGCUCCAAUGUGGACUAACUUAUGCAUUCUGAGACAUGAAACAAAACUACAGUCUCUGACAUACAGAAUAGACCAGAAAAACACAUCCAUCCUGCUAAAAACCUUAAAAAAUGAAAGGGAACCUGUCACUAAAAAGAGAGAUCAAAAAGUGCAUUGA